AUGGCGGAUACCGUCGUCGUCGUCGUCGUCGGAGCCGGUGUCUCGGGCCUCACGUCGGCUCUCUUGCUGUCCAAGAACAAGGGCUACAGCAUCACGGUGGUGGCAAAGCACAUGCCGGGCGACUACCACGGCGAGUACGCGUCGCCGUUUGCGGGGGCCAACAUCGUCCCCAUGGCCGACGAGGCCGGCAAACGAUGGGAGUCGGAGACGUGGCACGAGCUGAAGCGCCUCGCCCAAGAGAUCCACCGUCGGAGCCGCGACCUGGCCACGGACGCGGGGUUCCCGGCGCAGACCUUUAGCAGCGCGCCGUGGUACCGCGGCCUGUUUGACGACUACCGCGACCUCCCGCCGGCCGACGUGCUGGACGGCUACGACUCGGCGUCCGAGUAUACGGGCGUCUGCAUCAACACGGCCGUGUACCUGCCGUGGCUCGUGGGGCAGCUCCUCCGCAACGGCGUCGUGGUGAAGCGCGGCAUCCUCGCGGACAUUGUAGAGGCCAAGGCGCUCGGCCACACGGGGCGGCCCGCGUCCGUCAUUGUCAACGCGACGGGCCUGGGCUCGCACAAGCUGGGCGGCGUGCGCGACCCGGCCCUCUACCCGGUGCGCGGGCAGACGGUCCUCGUGCGCAACGAGACGACGCCCAUGGUGCUGUGCUCGGGCUCCAGCGACGGCCCGGGCGAGGAGCUGUACGUGAUGCAGCGCGCGGGAGGCGGCGGCACCGUGCUGGGCGGCACGUACGACGUCGGCAACUGGGACACGGAGCCGGACCCCAACGUGGCGUCGCGCAUCAUGGCCCGCGCGGUGAGGGCCCGGCCGGGGAUGGCGGGCGGAAGGGGGGUGGCCGGGCUGAGCGUCAUACGCCACGCCGUCGGGCUGCGGCCGGCGCGCAGGGGCGGCGUGCGGCUCGAGAGGGAGGCGCUGGACGGGGCGACGACGGUGGUGCACAACUACGGGCACGGCGGGUUCGGAUACCAGUCGUCGUACGGGUACGCGGCGGGCGUCGUGGAGCUGGUGGGCGAGAUUCGCAGGCAGAGGGCUGCGAAGCUGUAA
Molecule: messenger RNA, 1050 nt
Organism: Purpureocillium takamizusanense
Lineage: Eukaryota; Fungi; Ascomycota; Sordariomycetes; Hypocreales; Ophiocordycipitaceae
Product: D-amino acid oxidase
Exons: 4
Coding region: 1-1050 (349 amino acids)
Molecular function (GO): D-amino-acid oxidase activity; FAD binding
Source: RefSeq, a predicted model, not a curated record